AUGUCCCAAAUGCCCUCACUGAAAGAAGUAGACAGGUCCUACCACCCCAAGGGCUAUAACAUGUCCCCUUCCCUCCAACGCGCCCGAAAGCCAUUCUUCCUCACCAAUGCUUUGAUCGGCGGAUCCGUUGCCGCAUUCACUCUGGGCGUUUACCUGUACUCUAUAUCUGCAGUCAAGCAGGAUGACUUCUCUGACGUGGAGGACUUGCUUCCCCCACUCGAAGAGAGAAGCAAGAUAAAAUCUAUUGAAGACGAGGCCAAGGAGAUUGCUGGCGGUGCUGUCAACUCUAUCCCCGCCGCUCGAGGUCUUCCCGGAGCUCCUUCAAAGGCUAUUCCCGAUGCUCCCCUUGCCCAGGCUGCCGCUGCCAACUCUUCCGGCUGGGGACCCAAGAAGCUGAGCGAUGUGGAGUGGAUCAAAAGUAGAGGAUGGGUUGACGGAAAUGGAAAUGUCUUGGUCUGGGGAGCGCCGAAUGUGGACAGAAUAGGACGACUGAGCGAUUCGACUUCGGCCAAGAAGCUGGUAUAA
Molecule: messenger RNA, 525 nt
Organism: Cryptococcus amylolentus CBS 6039
Lineage: Eukaryota; Fungi; Basidiomycota; Tremellomycetes; Tremellales; Cryptococcaceae
Exons: 3
Coding region: 1-525 (174 amino acids)
Biological process (GO): mitochondrial respiratory chain complex IV assembly
Cellular component (GO): mitochondrial inner membrane
Source: RefSeq, a predicted model, not a curated record